ACUAAGUGUUGGUGGUUAACACCACCACUGUUUAAAGUGUGACUUAAUAAAGAAGAGCUGGAACCAGACGCUUAAAUAAUGAGGAUAGGACUUCAGAAUAAAGGCCUUUGAGACAGCAGGUUUCACGACAUGGAGGGGUUCUCAAGAAGUUUGCUGUUGUGCUUGUUGUUGUGUUUGAUCAACACAGCUUAUGCAAAUACCACUCCUUCAAUCGAUGUCACCACUUAUACUAUAUGUGUAGACAUCCCACCUGGUGAACGUGCAUUCACCAUCGCUGCAUCAGAUUUAGAAAAUGACCCGCUGACUUUUACAAUCACUGGGAUCAAUGCUGAAUACUUCACAGUUGAGGAAAACACAGGGGUAGUAAGAGUGAGAAGACCACUAGAUAGACAGGCUACUACGAUGGAUCUCGUAGCUGUUGUCUCUGAUGGCACCACUUCUGAUUCAGCCGACCUACUUAUAAUAUUAAUGCCCACCAACAGCUACAUACCUCAAUUUGAAGAGGCGUCAUAUGAUUAUAAUUGUCCAGAAAAUACUACUGUAGGUUCCUCUCUGUUCACGGUGAGGGCCACUGAUGAAGACACAGGGGUUGCUGGCACUAUUAAAUACAGUAUUGAUGAAGUUGUCCCAAGUUCUGGUUCAGGUCUGUUUACUAUCGAUGCGUCAAGUGGUGAAGUCAGAUUAGCUGGAGGUCUGAAUUUCACACAUCUUGAUACUUUCUACCGGUUGAAGAUAAAUGCAACUGAUGGUGGAGGGAAGUGUCAUUUUACUGAAACCACGUAUUUUUCAAGUGUUGCCGUUGCUAACAUCACGGUUAAAGACGUCCCUGACCUCGACCCAGUGUUCACGGGUGAUCUACCCUACAUAAGGAGUGUUAAUGAGCACUCUCAGGUGGACGUGCCUCUUUUUCAAGUGACUGCCAGAGAUCCAGACACAGGAAUCAAUGCUGAAAUCAACUUUAGUAUUGAAGAUUCCACAAUUGAUGGCCUUUUUAAGAUCUCAUCAGCUGGUAUGAUAUCUGUGCUAUCAGAUAUUGACAGAGAGGAUUUAGUCACAGACACUGUUAACCUGACUGUGAAGGCCACUGAGUCCAGACUAAACAUUGAUGGGGUCUUUGCCAGCACCACAACAAGUGUAGUGAUCAACAUCAUCGACAUCAACGACAACAACCCCAAGUUUCCAGAGCCAUCGUACACAUUUCAUGUGAGCGAGAACUCCCCGAUUGGGACAGUAGUGGCCCAGAUUACGGCUACUGAUGCUGAUGAGCCAGACACAGAAAACAGUCAGAUUAAGUAUAGAAUUGAAACCAGCAGGUACAGCGAUCUCUUCACCAUUGAUCCAGACACUGGUGUGCUGACAAACAGCGGUGAGCUUGACUAUGAGGCUCUGGAUGGAAGUAUUGAGCUUAAUGUUACUGCCACUGACAAGGGUGUUCCUCCGCUAUCUGCCACCGUCCCAGUUAUCAUCAAUAUUAAUGAAGUGAAUGAAGUACAUCUUGAAUUUUCAUCUCCUGUAGAAGAGGUCAAAGAAGAACUUGACGACAUCAUCAGAGUGUUGAGAGCUGCCACCAAUGCUACUAUUGAAAUUGUUUCAAUCAUUCCUGCAACAUCAACGACUGGAGCUAUCAUCAUAGCACGUUUUGUCUACUCUGAUGGAACGACUCUCACCGCUGAUGAUAAGGAGGAGAUGAUCUCUGAUCCAGAAUAUUCUUCUGAGCUGGAAGACCUUGGACUUAUAGAUAUUAGGGACGGUUCCUCAGAACCACCAGACAAAACAGUGGAAAUUGUGCUGGGCGUGCUGGGAGGCCUCAUCUCGCUGGUGGCUGUUGUAAUUUGUUUUAUGUAA
Messenger RNA from Cheilinus undulatus (humphead wrasse), 1845 nucleotides. Its product is annotated as cadherin-related family member 2-like. Gene Ontology annotation, cellular component: plasma membrane. NCBI's taxonomy places the organism in Eukaryota, Metazoa, Chordata, Actinopteri, Labriformes, Labridae. Bases 130 to 1845 code for a protein of 571 amino acids. Gene Ontology annotation, molecular function: calcium ion binding. The record is from RefSeq and is a predicted model, not a curated record. Gene Ontology annotation, biological process: homophilic cell-cell adhesion. The transcript has 17 exons.